This is a messenger RNA of Aspergillus versicolor CBS 583.65, 327 nucleotides long. RefSeq names its product Zn(II)2Cys6 transcription factor domain-containing protein. Gene Ontology annotation, molecular function: DNA-binding transcription factor activity, RNA polymerase II-specific; zinc ion binding. Lineage: Eukaryota; Fungi; Ascomycota; Eurotiomycetes; Eurotiales; Aspergillaceae. The record is from RefSeq and is a predicted model, not a curated record. Bases 73 to 267 code for a protein of 64 amino acids. Gene Ontology annotation, biological process: regulation of DNA-templated transcription. The transcript is spliced from 2 exons.
CGACCUGUCCCGCAUCAAAUCUGAACACACUUCCGAUCCAAGGGGCAGUAAUGCUGUCUAAUAAUAAUAAAGAUGAGUCUGUCACACACUGCUAAGCGGCAGAAGAAGACGUUGCUGGCAUGUGUGCCUUGCAGGACCAAGAAGAUAAAGUGUGAUGGCUUGCGUCCAGUCUGCGGUGCCUGCUCUAAAAACAGGCGGACUGAAAGCGAGUGUAUCUGGAAGCGUAUAAAUGGCAAGGAGGCGACUGUUCCUCAAUAUGAGCAGUGAGUUUUCGGUACACCUGGUAGGCUCUUGAAUUUCCGAGCUGAUAAUGCUUGGGCAAUCGGG